AAAUGCCAGCUGAGGCACAUGCCUUGGGAGCUAAGUGGUUGCUGCCCUUGACCACUAUGAAGACUGGUGUGGGAAGGGUCGCUUUGGAUGCACUUGAGCAGGGGUCCCCAACCCCUGAGCCAUGGAGCCCUAGGGAGCCACACAGCAGGAGGUGAGUGGUGUCGAGUGAGGGAGUGAGGGAAGCUUCGUCUGUAUUUACAGCCACUCCCCUUUGCUCACAUUCCCGCCUGAGCUCUACCUUCUCAGAUGAGCAGCAGCAUUAGAUUCUCAUAGGAGAACGCACCCUGUUGUGAACCGUGCAUGUGAGGGAUCUAGGUUGCGCUGUCCUUAUGAGAAUCUAAUACCUAUUGAUCUGUCACUUUCUCCCGUCACGCUCAGAUGGGACCAUCCAGUUGCAGGAAAACAAGCUUAACACGCCCACUGAUUCUACAUUAUGCUCCUACCUCCCGGCAGCCUCUCCAGGCCCAGAACUCUCUCCAGUCAGCGUCUACAGACCAAGCUCAUGACUCACAAUGGCCUAUUUAGGCCCAUACCCUACCUCACGGCAGUCUCCGCAGAUGAGGCUACUGCCUCACAACAGCCUCCACAGGCACAGCUCCAUCGUUACAAUGGCCUCUUUAGACCCAGCUCCUGCCUCCCGGCCUUCUCUCCAGGCCCUGAACUUUCUCAGGUCUCCCUCUGUUGUCCAAGGCUGGAGUGUAGUAGUGCUAUCGCAGCUGACCACAGCCUCAACCUUCCAGGCUGAAGCGAUCCUCCCACCUCAACCUCCCACGUGGCUGAGACUACAGGUGCUUGCCACUAUGCCCAACUAAUAUUUGGAAUUUUCGUAUACGUGGAUUCCAGAGGGGUGACAGCGAAACGUGAGUGGGACCAUCCAGUUGCAGGAAAACAAGCUUAACACGCCCACUGAUUCUACAUUAUGCUCCUACCUCCCGGCAGCCUCUCCAGGCCCAGAACUCUCUCCAGUCAGCGUCUACAGACCAAGCUCAUGACUCACAAUGGCCUAUUUAGGCCCAUACCCUACCUCACGGCAGUCUCCGCAGAUGAGGCUACUGCCUCACAACAGCCUCCACAGGCACAGCUCCAUCGUUACAAUGGCCUCUUUAGACCCAGCUCCUGCCUCCCGGCCUUCUCUCCAGGCCCUGAACUUUCUCAGGUCUCCCUCUGUUGUCCAAGGCUGGAGUGUAGUAGUGCUAUCGCAGCUGACCACAGCCUCAACCUUCCAGGCUGAAGCGAUCCUCCCACCUCAACCUCCCACGUGGCUGAGACUACAGGUGCUUGCCACUAUGCCCAACUAAUAUUUGGAAUUUUCGUAUACGUGGAUUCCAGAGGGGUGACAGCGAAACGUGGGACCAUCCAGUUGCAGGAAAACAAGCUUAACACGCCCACUGAUUCUACAUUAUGCUCCUACCUCCCGGCAGCCUCUCCAGGCCCAGAACUCUCUCCAGUCAGCGUCUACAGACCAAGCUCAUGACUCACAAUGGCCUAUUUAGGCCCAUACCCUACCUCACGGCAGUCUCCGCAGAUGAGGCUACUGCCUCACAACAGCCUCCACAGGCACAGCUCCAUCGUUACAAUGGCCUCUUUAGACCCAGCUCCUGCCUCCCGGCCUUCUCUCCAGGCCCUGAACUUUCUCAGGUCUCCCUCUGUUGUCCAAGGCUGGAGUGUAGUAGUGCUAUCGCAGCUGACCACAGCCUCAACCUUCCAGGCUGAAGCGAUCCUCCCACCUCAACCUCCCACGUGGCUGAGACUACAGGUGCUUGCCACUAUGCCCAACUAAUAUUUGGAAUUUUCGUAUACGUGGAUUCCAGAGGGGUGACAGCGAAACGUGGGACCAUCCAGUUGCAGGAAAACAAGCUUAACACGCCCACUGAUUCUACAUUAUGCUCCUACCUCCCGGCAGCCUCUCCAGGCCCAGAACUCUCUCCAGUCAGCGUCUACAGACCAAGCUCAUGACUCACAAUGGCCUAUUUAGGCCCAUAGCCUACCUCACGGCAGUCUCCGCAGAUGAGCCUACGGCCUCACAACAGCCUCCACAGGCACAGCUCCAUCGUUACAAUGGCCUCUUUAGACCCAGCUCCUGCCUCCCAGCCUUCUCUCCAGGCCCUGAGCUUUCUCAAGUCGACCUCACCAGGCCCAGCUCAUGCUUCUUUGCAGCCUCUCCAGGCCCAGCUCCUGCAUCUUGGUGGCCCCUCCAGGCCCAGCCUCUGCCUCCCGUCAGCCUCUACAGUCCCAACAUCUGCCUCACAGCAGAUUCUUCAGGCCCAGCAUCUGCCUCACUGUGGACCCCCCAAGCCAAGCUCCCAACCUUUCAGCAGCUUCUACACACCCAGCUCCUGCCACCCAGUGGCCUCUUUAGGCCAAGCUCAUGCUUCACAAGGGCCUUUCCAGGCCCAACUUUUAUCUCAUGGCAACCUUCCCUGGCCAGAUUCCUGCCUGUCUCCCAGCAGCCUAGACAGGCCCAGGUCUUGCCUCACACUGGCCUCUCUACAUCCAGCUCUUGCCUCACGGUGGCCUCUCCAGGCCCAACUCCUGUCCCAGAACGUCAUCUCCGGGCCCAAAACUUACUCAAGUCAGACUCUCUAGUCCCAACUGCUGCCUCCUGGUGGCCUAUGAAGGCCCAAAAUCUCCUCAAGUUGACCUCUCCAGGCCCAGCUCCUGCCUCGCAAUUGCCUUUGUAGGCCAAGAUCAUGCUGCGAAGUGCCCUUUCCUAGCCUAACUUUUGCUUUUUGACGCAUACUCCAGUUCCAAAACUUCCUCCAGUCAGCCGGUCCAGGCCAAGCUCUUCCUCCCAAAGGCUUCUGCAGGCCAAAAUCAUCCUGAAGUCACCCUCUGCAGGUCCAGCUCCUGCCUCCAAAUGCUGUGUAGGCCAAGCUAAUGCCUCACAGCACACUUUCCAGGCUGAGCGUUGC
This is a messenger RNA of Gorilla gorilla gorilla (western lowland gorilla), 2912 nucleotides long. RefSeq lists its product as uncharacterized. Bases 1884 to 2681 code for a protein of 265 amino acids. The transcript is spliced from 11 exons. The record is from RefSeq and is a predicted model, not a curated record. Lineage: Eukaryota; Metazoa; Chordata; Mammalia; Primates; Hominidae.